UAACGCAGAACUUUACUUUACUGAUGGAUUCGUUAUGCGACAGAUUUCCUCUUCACAGAGCGGUUUUUGAGGGGAAUCUUCGGAAGGUUUCGAGUUGCUUACGCACCUAUGAUGUAGGAGAAAGAGAUGUACAUGGAAAUACACCCCUUCAUUUGGCAGUUCUCUUGGGUCACAGAGAAUGUGUGUAUUUACUGCUGGCCCACAAAGCCCCAGUGAAAGUGAAAAAUAACUUUGGAUGGACUCCUCUGGCUGAAGCCAUCAGUUAUGGGGAUCGGCAAAUAAUCACAUCAUUACUGAAGAAACUCAAAGAACAAUCAAGAGAAGCUCUAGAGGAAAGAAGACCUCAAUUGACAACUGCAUUACAAGAGCUUGGAGACUUCUAUGUAGAGAUUAAUUGGGAUUUUCAAAGCUGGGUACCACUAUUGUCCAGAAUAUUGCCAUCAGACACAUGUAAAGUGUACAAGAAAGGAUGCUCCAUAAGAAUGGAUAGUACACUAGUGGAUUUUAGUGACAUGAAGUGGCAGAGGGGUGACUUGACAUUUAUUUUCAAUGGAGAUGCAAGAGGAAAACAAUCCUUUGCUGUGUUAGACAAUGAGAAGAAGGUUUUUCAAAGACUCAGGACAGAGGACACUGAAGCAGAGAUAGAGGAAGAAGUUGAUCUACUAAUGAGCAGUGACAUUGUUUCAGCCACUAUGUCAACUAAACCCAUCACCUUUAGUCGCUCACAAGCAGGUUGGAUUUGGCGUGCAGACAGAUCAGAGAUGGUUGGUCCCUACAUGUCUGAAGUUUAUUCCAUAAAUGGAAUGUUGCUCAUUUCUAGAAAGCGGAGGGAGCACUUGUCAGAGGAAGAUGUCGUGAAAAACAAGGCUCUGAUUGACAAUCUAAGCAAGGGAGGAGGAAAUAUUAUGGACAGCCUUCCUGAGACUACAAGGAGAAGUUCCCUUAAUCCUCCACCUAAGACUGACAUGUCGUGGGAUGAGUACCUGCUGUAUGACACAGAAAGACUGCCUCCAAUUGGUCGGCCCAUGGUGCUCAAAGAAGACAAGAAAACUGUCAAAGCGCAUGUAGCAAUGAGUGAAGAUUUUCCCCUCUCUGUUGAUCUUAUCCUGAAAGUUUUAGAGGUUGUUGCUCCAUUUAAGCACUUCAACAAGUUAAAAGAGUUUGUCGCUAUGAAACUACCCGCUGGAUUUCCUGUCAGAAUAGAAAUACCAGUUUUUCCGACGAUAACAGCACGUGUGACGUUCCGAGACUUUAAAUCCUGUAGUGAAAUUCCCUCUUCAAUGUUUUUUAUACCUCGAGAUUACAAGGAGGAUCCGAAUCGCUUCCCAGAUUUGUAAACAGAAUGAAGAUGUUCAAGACUAAUGUUCUGCUUGAAAAUUGUUAAAAUUUACCUCGCGCACCAAUGGUUGACCAGUGCGACUCUAUUUUCUCUUACUUGUGCACAAGCAAGUAAAGCGUUUCGGUAAUUCAAUCAUUUCUUUUUAAUAUUGAGAUCUUUCAACGAAUAUCUCGUAUGUUUGUUACAGAAUGAAAUUCUUAUUCGUAAGAACAGUUAUCAGUGGCAAAGUAUUGAACAAUGUCACACCAGUUCACCAAAAAAUGAAAUGGCUACAAUUUUUGUUCCAAAAUUUCUAAGGAUAUGCUUUCGUUGUCUAAAUUCGUUGCCCAUUGCAGGUAGACAAUGUAAAUCAUAUGCAAAACAAAUUCAAUAGACCUCUUUCAGUUUGGCGGCAGAAAGUUAAGACUGCAAAGUGAGUGCAAUGAUUUCGUGUAAUUUACACGCAUUUCACACUCACGUGCGUGUAUGGUUACUGCACGCAGGUACGUGUAGUGACGCACGGUUUGCGUCAAGAGCCUUUAACGCGGCAGGACACGCGAGCGCUGCAUGUACCAGCACGUUAAGAAAUCCUUGAGACACGUUAUUUCAGCAGAGAAAUUAUGAUUUUUUAUUUUGCAAAAAAAAAAUUUUUGACUUCAAUGUACCUUGGGCUCCAUUUGAACCCUUUGUCUGAGACAAGGGAUAAUUUGAAUUUUAUUACUGACGUGAAAUUUUCAGGACUCACUUGUAAGUACAACACUUGAGUCGCAAAGUAGUUCCUAACAAAAAACAAACAAACAAAAAACCACCGCAAACUGAGACCCGUAAAUUUUUUUCAUAGUCACUUUUCAAUUCUUUUUCCUUGAAUUAAGAAUUAUUGAAGCCAGUUAAUACUGCGCAUACUUGCUAUUUAGCUUACAUCUACACGUUUAACUAGGAGGUUAAAACGUUUGAUAGUGCUGCCUGAAAUGGAACUCGCAAAAAUUAGCUCUCGGCCGAAAUUUCAGUCAUAGACAAGAAAUCAACACCUCACUAAAAGGAAUCCGUUCAACUGCCUUAAAGUUUCGCGCCGCAAAGGGUUUUCGAAUAGAGGUGUAGGGUAUAAGUGAUAGUUAUAUUGUGGACAUAGUGUACUUUUGUGCUGAUAUUUUUUUGCUGUCAGUUCUCGUCCAGUCUUCAAAUUAUAUUGGCGAGAGCGCGGACAAAUAACUUUAACUUGGUGGGAAUGGUGAAAGCGUCUUUUUUUUGCCCUUCCUCUGUACCGAGAGCAGUUUUGCCCUCUACCUAGACCUUUCUCACUAUUUAAACGGUAGCACUUGAAAGGAUGAGGAUUAAGAUUUGUAAACAGUAGUGAGGGUACUUCGGCAACAUAUUUAUGUAGUGUGUUAUAGAAAGCUUAUAUAUGUGUACAUCUUAUUUGAUCCGUUGAGUUUAUUGCUAUUUAUGAUGAACGUCCGUGGUGACACCGUUUCAUUUUCGAAGUUACGGGUAAUAAAUGUAAAAUUGUAGCAAACAAAAGGUUAGACAUAAGUAAAGGAAAAGAUAAUUUAUUUUUGUAAAAGACUUCUUAAGUAAUACGGCUGUGGUAAUAUGGUGUACGCUAAGCAGAGUAAAGCAUGUAGAUUCUUAGCCAAGGUUUUACAUCUGUGAAUGAAGCAGUUUAGAUAUUGUUAUGAAAUAAUGUAUUUUUUCUUUCA
Messenger RNA from Pocillopora verrucosa, 3015 nucleotides. RefSeq names its product ankyrin repeat domain-containing protein 13C-like. Gene Ontology annotation, biological process: protein retention in ER lumen. Gene Ontology annotation, molecular function: signaling receptor binding. Lineage: Eukaryota; Metazoa; Cnidaria; Anthozoa; Scleractinia; Pocilloporidae. Gene Ontology annotation, cellular component: cytoplasm. The record is from RefSeq and is a predicted model, not a curated record.